AUGGCCUCCGAAGAUCCAGACGACCAACGCUCGUCUGCGUCUGGGAGCUCCGACACGAUGGUCCGCGAUGACGCACCCUUUGUACUGCGUACACUUUUGGACGAGGUGCCUUUGUCUGCAGAUGGUGUUCCAGACAGCGUAAAGAUCAAUUGCGUCGAUUACCUAGAACACAACCUCUACGUUGGCACGAGCGCAUCCGAAUUGCUUCAUUUUGUCCAGAUCCCAGCUGAUCCCGCCGACCGAGCCGGACGACCAGCCUUCAUACUUGCUUCCAGGUUACGGCCGGCGUUCGCAGAGUCCAAUAAUCCUCGCCCAGGCGUCCAACAAAUUCUUCUUCUGCCCAAGGUCGGAAAGGCCUGCAUCCUUUGCAAUUCGACUGUCACGUUCUAUUCGCUUCCCGAAUUAAGCCCUGUAUUUGGAACAACUCAAGUGAAGAAUUGUAAUUGGGUUGGCGGCGUCGACUUAAAUGACCCUCAAGAUGAUAGUGGUGACCCGUCAUCUGGGGUAUUCAUCCUGCUCUCGUUGAAUAGAAGGAUUCAGGUGGUGAAGAUUGGAGAAGUCGCGAGAGCUGUUAAGAAUAUCGACGUCCCAGGUACUACUAUAUCAGUCCGCAGGGACUCCAUUGCAUGCGUGGCAGAUAGUAGAAGCUAUUCGUUACUCGACGUCGACAGACAGUUACGCAUUCCGCUAAUGACUAUAUCGUCGUUGGACGAUUCACAGCCCGCAGGGGAAAUUGGCCAAGCCCAGGACAUCGCGGGUAGCGCCGAUGGCGGAAUUUUAAGAAGCGUGUCAGCGGUCCAGAACCGUCCCCUUCUGUCUGCUGGUGAUCCCCAUGGACACGCUAGAAGCACAAGUCUCGGUGGCAUCCUCAGCGGCCAUAGAGACCAGAGCCCUCGAGGAGCGGAUGACCGUGUACUCCAGGGAUCAUUAGUCCCGACUCCCUCUACAAGUCCUCGGCCAGCGGCUGAAGCCCAGGUGCCGCCGCCAUCAUCAUCGGAUAAGCCUUUGCCUGCUGCACCAGGUGCCCAGGCCACUUUAACCAAACCGACGCCCGUCUUCUUGAAGCCUCACAUCGUAUCCCCCACCGCUGAGGAAUUCCUACUAGUUACCGGCACUAGCCCGUUAGAGCCCGGUAUUGGCAUGUUUGUGAAUUUGGACGGUGACCCUACGCGGCCCACAAUCGAGUUUGAUAGAUAUCCUAGGGAGGUUGUAGUAGACGGGGGAUUGUCUGACCUUGCAUCGUCAAAGUUAGUUCUAGCCGAUGAGGAAGAGGGCUAUGUACUCGCGUCUAUGACUAAGGAUUCUGGGAAGGGCCUGCGUCACGGGUUGGAAAUCCAGCGAUGGGACUCUGACGGCACCGAGCCCCAAGCCUCAAAGUGGUGGCUAGAAGCGGACUCUACAGUCAAAGGUGAGACAGCUCCUUUAGGAAUCAGGGCUCUCAUGGGAACCGACGAGACACAUUUCGAGGAAAUCAUCGACAGAUUAUGUCAGAGAAAGUUUUCGCCAUUUUUUGGUGUUGAGUUUGAAACCACCAUGUUCUCCCCAAGGAGCGCGGACUCCCGUACGGCAUCGUCACUGGAGCGAGUGUCGAAGGAGCGAGAGCUUUUCGAUCGCGACGCAGACUCUCAAGAAGAGGACGCCUUGCCUGAAGGAUGGGAAGCGAGUCGCAAUGCGGAAGAGGAGGACUUCGCAAGACGACUGGCAAAUGCGAACUCAAGGAUAGCAGUGUGGUCAGGCGACCACAUCUGGUGGGCGAUCCGUAACCCCAUGCUACUGCGAUUGGAGGCGAGACUGGAAGCUGCAUGCGAGCAAGAUGGCGUUUUUAACCCUGCUAAGCUCGAACGACACGCCAUCUUCACCAUUUUAAAUUCAUUUAGAGGCCAGGACGCAAAGUCGGAGCUUGAGUUUAUUACGUUCAGCUAUCUGCGGCAACGAGCUGGUGUUUUGCUCCUGACCAGCUUGCUUCACGUGACAGAGGUACCUUUCUCUGACCCUGAAUUGAAGGCAUUGGAGGAGGUUCUGGUGGACAGUAGUCUUGAUCCCCGGGUCGUCCUUUCACUGGUCCCUGGGCUGCGAAAUGAAAUUGUUGAGAGCCGGAGAGGCAUCUGGAUCUUUGGCGGUGUUAAAAGGACAACUGAAAACUAUUUGGAAAGUGAGUACUUUCAAAAAGGCAGCCACACGAUCAGCAACCUCAACACCGAGGUUAUGGAGUUCUUGCGUCGGUUCCUAGGGGCAUGGCGGAAGAAAAAAGGCUUCGGUAGUGUGGCAGACGAAAGCGAAGUAUUCCGAACGGUCGACGCUGCCCUUCUGUUGGUCCUUCUCGAGCUCGACCAGAAAUCACCGAAGGGUCUAGCGAAAAGAAGCUCCUCCGUCAGAUCAGAGCUUUACGACGUUGUGGACAAGGGAGUCGACUGUUUUGACAGGGCCGCAGGGCUCUUAGAAACGUAUCAUCGUCUCUUUGUGCUCAGCCGUCUAUACCAGAGCCGCAAGAUGGCAGGUGAUGUGCUCACCACUUGGCGCCGCAUCAUUGAGGGGGAGCGGGAUGACGGCGGUGAGUUGCGUGAUGGUGAGCAGCGCGUUCGGGAAUACUUGACAAAAAUCAGCAGUCAGGCGCUUGUUCGCGAAUAUGGCGUCUGGCUCGCAAGCCGCAACCCCAAACUGGGCGUGCAGGUGUUCGCCGAAGACAAGGGUAAGGCUCCCAAGUUCGAGCCCGCGCAAGUGGUGGAGAUCCUGCGCGAAGAGGCACCCGAUGCUGUCAAAUACUACCUGGAACAUCUCGUCUUUGGUAAGGGCCACACAGACUACGUUAAUGAUCUCAUUGCGUAUUACCUAGACGUUGUGAUCACCGACCUCAAGUCGUCCCAGGAAAGCCGCGAGGCGUUUGCCAAUACAUAUACAGCGUAUAGGGCUCUUCAGGCGCCCAAGCCAACAUACCGGCAGUUCCUCACAGACAACGUACCGGCAGACGAUGAGGUCUGGCACAGCCGGCUGCGGUUGCUACAACUGCUUGGCGGCGCACACCAUUAUGAUGCUGCAGCCAUCAGGGAACGUAUUGCGACUCUGCCGGACGAGCUCCUUGUUCCCGAGACCAUCAUUCUCGACGGGCGAGAGCGACGCCACGAAGAUGCUAUUCGGUUGCUUGUACACAAGCUUGGAGAUUACCAUACAGCCGUCUCAUAUUGUCUACGUGGGGGGUCAAGCAUCUACACACGCCCUGAUGGCAGACGGGAGAGUACCCCAACGCACGAGAUGCAAGCACGACUUUUUCGCGCGGUUUUAGGCGAAUUCCUCGCCAUCGAAGACGUCAGUGACCAGAUUGAGCAGACGGGUGCGCUGCUUGAACGUUUUGGUGGGUGGUUUGAUGUUGAGGACGUCCUAGCGGUCAUUCCAGAUGAGUGGUCUGUUGACGUCGUAGCCGGCUUUCUAGUGACGGCACUGCGGCGCAUCACGCAGGAGCGGCACGAGACGGCGGUGACCAAAGCUCUGAGCUCGGCAGAAAAUCUCAGGGUCAACCACGACCUGAUUGUUAAGGUGGAUGAAAAGGGCCCGUCGAUCGAGGCACCCAACUAG
This is a messenger RNA of Colletotrichum truncatum, 3570 nucleotides long. Its product is annotated as TGFbeta receptor associated protein. Gene Ontology annotation, cellular component: fungal-type vacuole membrane; cytoplasm. The record is from RefSeq and is a predicted model, not a curated record. Gene Ontology annotation, biological process: vesicle-mediated transport; endosomal vesicle fusion; autophagy. Lineage: Eukaryota; Fungi; Ascomycota; Sordariomycetes; Glomerellales; Glomerellaceae.